AUGAUGCUAUUCAGCACAUCACUAGCUGGACCAGCACUAGAUUGGGCGCAGCAUGAGCCACUCUCUACAAUCGAGUCAUGGAUCGAUUUUAGAGAAGCUUUCUUGGAGAUUUGCAAGGAAACCACCUUUCAAAUCCAACAUGUGGAGAGGAAUCCUUUCUACAAUUCUACUUCAGAGUGUGCAAAGGAGCAUCUAUGCAACUUUGAGCAGCUUUGCCACGACUAUGGACUUGGAGACAACCCCAAGAAGAUACAACUUUUCCAACUAUCUCUAGCUGGACAAGCCAAAGACUGGGCUAAGUUCAAUGCCCAACAUGCUUUCAAGACUUGGAAUGGAUACAAAGGAGCUUUCCUCCACAGAUUUGCAAAGGUCCUAUUUAUGUCCCACCACCACGCCCAAGCUAUUCACAACACCAUCCAUCAUCACCAGACAUAA
Microthlaspi erraticum is the source of this 435-nucleotide messenger RNA. Lineage: Eukaryota; Viridiplantae; Streptophyta; Magnoliopsida; Brassicales; Brassicaceae. The record is from the annotation of a GenBank genome assembly.